AUGUUACUGCUAGUGCUUCUUCUUCUUCUUCAGAACUCUUCGUUGCGCUCAACAAUCAUGGGCAAAAUAAAGAUCGGAUCAACGGAUUUAGAAGGAUUGGCCGACUGGUGGCUAGAGUUGCUUUACAGUGAUGAUGUUGAACUCGUUGCUACCUACAUGUUCAAAUAUGACAGUGUUCAUGGACAAUGGAAAAAGCAUGAGCUUAAGGUCCAGGAUUCUAAGACCCUUCUCUUUGGUGACAAACCUGUCACCGUCUUUGGUGUGAGGAACCCGGAGGAGAUUCCUUGCGGUGAGGCUGGAGCUGAUUAUGUCGUCGAGUCCACAGGAGUUUUUACUGAUAAGGACAGGCCGCUGCCCAUUUAA
This is a messenger RNA of Ilex paraguariensis (yerba mate), 363 nucleotides long. The record is from the annotation of a GenBank genome assembly. NCBI's taxonomy places the organism in Eukaryota, Viridiplantae, Streptophyta, Magnoliopsida, Aquifoliales, Aquifoliaceae.